Cebus imitator (Panamanian white-faced capuchin) is the source of this 1041-nucleotide messenger RNA. RefSeq names its product olfactory receptor 4C12-like. The record is from RefSeq and is a predicted model, not a curated record. Gene Ontology annotation, cellular component: membrane. The coding region runs from base 4 to 1041 and encodes 345 amino acids. The transcript is spliced from 2 exons. Gene Ontology annotation, biological process: G protein-coupled receptor signaling pathway. Lineage: Eukaryota; Metazoa; Chordata; Mammalia; Primates; Cebidae. Gene Ontology annotation, molecular function: G protein-coupled receptor activity; olfactory receptor activity.
AAGAUGAAUAAUGUGACUGAGUUUAUUCUCCUGGGCUUGAAUCGAAAUGUGGAGCUUCAGAAACUUUCAUUUGUUGUGUUUUUGAUUGUCUACUUGGUCACCUUGGCAGGCAACCUGCUCAUCAUCCUUACCAUUAGCACCAGCAGGUCCCUGGCAUCCCCUAUGUACUUUUUCCUGUUUUACUUAUCCCUUAUGGAUGGCUGCUGUUCUUCAUGCAUGACCCCAAAAAUGCUAGCUGAUACUCUUUCUGUGAAAAAAUCCAUUUCUUUUAGGGGGUGCAUGACUCAAGUCUUUGCUGGGCAUCUUUUUGGUUCUGCUGAGGUUAUGCUUCUCACGGUGAUGGCCUAUGACCGCUAUGUGGCCAUCUGUAAACCCCUGUACUACAUGACCAUCAUGAACCAACAGCUGUGUAGAAUCCUUGUGGGAGCAGUCUGGAUUGGAGGCUUUGUUCAUGCAACAAUUCAGAUCCUCUUCACAAUCUGGCUGCCCUUCUGUGGCCCCAAUGUCAUAGACCACUUCAUGUGUGACUUGAUCCCUCUGUUGAAACUCGUCUGCAUGGACACUCAUACCCUUGGUCUCUUUGUUGCUGCCAACAGUGGGUUUGUCUGCCUGUUAAACUUUCUCCUCUUGAUUGUCUCUUAUGUGGUCAUCUUAUAUACCCUGAAAUCUCACAGCUUGGAGGGGAGGCGCAAAGCCCUCUCCACCUGUGUGUCUCAUAUCACGGUAGUCAUCUUGUUCUUUGUACCCUGCAUAUUUGUGUAUCUACGUCCAGCGACCACCUUCUCCAUUGACAAAGCAGUAGCUGUGUUUUAUACCAUGAUAACUCCUAUGUUAAACCCUUUAAUCUACACCCUUAGAAAUGCAGAGGUGAAAAAUGCUAUGAAGAUGCUUAGGCCUAAAGGGCCCCCGGACCAGUGUAUUUUGUACGGAGAACCGCGGCUCCGGGGCGCGGACAAAGCAGCCGCGCGGGGCAAAGCAGCGGCGCUGGCCGGCACAGCCGCGCUGGUGACCGUGGAGCACCUCUGCCCGGGAAUUUCCUAG